AUGUCUGCAAUCAGCACCACCAUCCUAUCUCUCAGCAUACCUCAAGAAUAUUCGCACUAUGGCAGAAUAACAGAAGAUGAUACAAUCACCCGUCUGAAUACCUGGAAGAUAACUACCGAAAACUCUCUAACGCGUCUCAAGGACCUCGUAGCAAGAGAGGAGCACCUACAGUUGUCUUUGCAGAACAAGGCAAACCUCGUAUCUACAGUUGCUGCAUUUACCGGGCCCGGAAGUUGGGUGUCGGAACGUUCUCAUAACCUCGCUAUAUCUGUCCUUGAACCGUUCUCGAGUCCCGACCUACAUCUCCUCGAAUACAUACUCAAAGAUCACAUUAGACCUAUCUUCCAAUCUAACCCACAUCCUCACCUCAAUGAAUCAACGGGUCGAAAGUUGCCUCGCGCGGCAGGUGGGCCAAUGGCCUCUCAGGACUAUUACGAGGGCCAGACAUGGAAAUCAUACCCUGGGAUAUUCAACGUCGCAUCGUGGUGCGUUAGGCAUACGCAGGGCGAUGUCUACGAGCGGCUCUGGCACCUCAUAAUCCCGCCAGUCAUGGCACUCGUGGAUGACUACGAGGCGGAGUACAAGCUAAGGGGUGUUAUGUUAGUACAGGAUAUGUUGAAGCGCGUGCCAGUAGCUUUGCUAAGACGCACCGGCGUGGAUGGGCUGCUCUUGACUUCCUUGAUGGGCACACUCAAUCACCUCCGUCACCCCGAGACUCCAAAUCUCCUCCGCACCGCGAUCCCAACGAUACUUUCAUUAGUUAAUUUAACGACCUCUCCAGACUCACAACAGCGAUUCAACCAGCUCUGCGCGCUCUUGGGUGACGCGAUCGUAGGCAGCGUGUGGAUCUACGCGUAUACGGACUUGGACGCGGUCGAGGCGUCGGUGGACGCGUUGCCGGGCGUGAUAAAAGCUCUUGGGAUCGGCAGUACACGGUACCUGAAAGCGCUCGUCCCACAACUUGUCCACCCCCUCAUUCCGACUCCCCACGCAUCACCAUGCAUUUCUCUCCAGUUGAGUUCGCUUCGUGCACUAGGUGUCGUCAUCGAGGUAUGCGCAGUGCGGAUGUUCAUCUGGAAAUACACGAUCUUGGAUGGUGUUGGGAAGUGCUGGGUGUCCCUUCUUGAUUCGGGCGUAGACGAUGAUGCAUCUCGUGAGCUCAAGAAGGCACUUUGCGAUAUAUGCGAUAAACUUGCACAAGCCUGUCCCUCAGUGGUGAAGGAAGAGUACACUCAAAUGGUGUCUCUCCAUUCUUCACUUUUCAAAGGGCUCUUUCAAAUACCUAAACGCGCCGUUGUUCCUUGAAACGGCGAAACCUUGCAAUCUCAUUCCACGCAUUAUGCGAGUAAAUACAAC
Messenger RNA from Serpula lacrymans var. lacrymans S7.9, 1356 nucleotides. RefSeq lists its product as uncharacterized. The transcript is spliced from 7 exons. The record is from RefSeq and is a predicted model, not a curated record. NCBI's taxonomy places the organism in Eukaryota, Fungi, Basidiomycota, Agaricomycetes, Boletales, Serpulaceae. Gene Ontology annotation, cellular component: centrosome; cytosol; nucleoplasm. The coding region runs from base 1 to 1305 and encodes 434 amino acids.